AGUCUGUAUUUGUUUGUGCACGGUGCGUGAAUAUUUGGACAGUCAUUCAGGUCCUUUCACUGCACAGUAGAGGAAUUAGAGAUGAACAAUAGGUAGAUGAGAGAUGUUGUGAGGCCAUUGUGCAAUAGGAGGUGAACAGUUAGCUGGCAUUUUCCAGAGCUGAAUAAAACCCGUUUUACAGGGGGCACUGGGUCCGUGGAUCCCACAACACACAGGAGUCAGUUCGCUCCAGGGUUUCAUCUGAAGAGACGUUACGGUUGAAGGAAAAAGUGGAGACCCACAACGCGCAGCGGCAAACAAGGACCUUGCCCGCUCUCUUCCAGUUCCUCCCUUCGAGGAUUGCUCGUGCUCUCCAGUCGACCGUGGAGCGGUGGCGUGAGAUGCACCCACAGCGUCCUCUGCCCCAGGCCAUGCCCUCCUCACUGGGCCAAAACCUGAGAGAUGCAGCUCUGAGGAUGGGCCAUGGCAAGAACCUGCUGGGAGGGAAUGUGGCUUAUGGAGUCAUCCAGUCCCUUAAAGAGUGCCUCUACUUCCUGCUCUGCUGCUGGUGCAUCAAAGAGAUCCUGGACUAAGAAAAAGAGCUUUUGAGCGGGUGGAUGAUUCAUCACAGAUGUGUUGAUGCUUUGGCCUGAAUCCAUAUCUCUUCACACAUGCAUAAACACUCAUGCCUCACAACUAUUAGAGGCUGCUGUAGCAAUGCACUUUAAAGCAGCAUAUCACACAGGCUUCAUAUGAAGAAC
Molecule: messenger RNA, 740 nt
Organism: Onychostoma macrolepis
Lineage: Eukaryota; Metazoa; Chordata; Actinopteri; Cypriniformes; Cyprinidae
Gene: lenep
Product: lens epithelial protein
Exons: 2
Coding region: 381-572 (63 amino acids)
Biological process (GO): multicellular organism development
Source: RefSeq, a predicted model, not a curated record